Messenger RNA from Grammomys surdaster, 1541 nucleotides. It is a transcript of the gene Dmac2, whose product is annotated as distal membrane arm assembly complex 2. The record is from RefSeq and is a predicted model, not a curated record. The coding region runs from base 19 to 783 and encodes 254 amino acids. The transcript has 6 exons. NCBI's taxonomy places the organism in Eukaryota, Metazoa, Chordata, Mammalia, Rodentia, Muridae.
UUUACGUUACCUGGCAAGAUGGCGGCGCCCAGAGCGUUCCUGCACCUGGGCUCCCGUGAAUGGAAUGGGAGAGCCAGGGGCAUCCAGAGCAUGAGUGAGUGGGUGACCCCAGACAGCAAUCGGGAGAAGAAAAGGACGCUGUUGCAGUUCCUCUCAGAUCACUUCCAGGACAUCCAGACUCUGAGAGAGUACUGGCUCCAGAAACAGAUCGCUAAAGUCAACUGGGUGAAUCGGCCCUUCACUAGGAUCCAGGAGAAAUAUGGCCCGUAUGUCACAGGCGCUCUCUUCAUCCUGAAGCAGGGAGGUGCAGUGAAGUUUCAGGACAAGGAGUGGAUCCGGCAAAAUGACCGUGGCCGUUUUCUUGCCGAGUUACAGCAGUUCCAGAAGGUGCCUGUGGAGGCUGUGGAUGCCAGUGGCUGUGCCAUCAACUACCAGGGCCUGAGUAGCCUCUUGCCCCUGAAGGAGCUGCGGUCCCUGUCCCUGCAGCGCUGCCCCAACUUGGAUGACUGGUGCCUCGGCCGCCUCUACCCACUGGCUGGCUCACUGCAGGAGCUCUCACUGGCUGGGUGCCCCAGAAUCUCAGAACGGGGCCUUGCCUGCCUCCACCACCUCCAGAACCUCCGCAGGCUGGACAUCUCAGACCUCCCUGCCGUGUCCCACCCAGGUCUCACUCAGAUCCUGGUGGAAGAGAUGUUGCCCCAUUGUGAGGUCCUUGGAGCUCAGAGUCUGAAGCCAGAGCCAGACGAGCAGCUUCUGGACACAUCUAGUCCCCUGUCUCCCUAGCCUGUGACCCCACGCACGGAGGGUCUUGUCGGCUUUGUGGAGUGUCUGAGGUCUUCUCACACUCUGGCUGCUGGUGUAAUUUAUUCAGCAUGAAGGAGCACAGGCAGAUAAGAAGACUGGGCCAGGACUGACUCAGUGCUGCCUGCAUCUGGCAGAUGUCUGUGGCCUGGUCAGAUAGCCCUCCAUGCACAGCUGCAUGCAGCUCCGUAGUUCCCCUUUAUCCCUGUUUGUCAAGGAGACUUCCCCCAAACUCUCCUCAUACAUGUCGACAGGGACUGUGGCUGACAUGAGACACUGCUGGCCCUUUACAAUGAUAGUUCUUCCCUGUGCCUGCACUGACGAAAUACCAGCAGCACCCCAAGCCUCAUGGCAUUACCCAUUGAUUUACUGACUUGCACCUUCAAAUGUGGGCAUCUGAGUGUGUCUGCCUAUACCACCCCCAAAUGGAGAUGAGUGUUUGAGAAAAUAGUCUUCUUCAUCUGGCACAACAGACUUCCGUCAGUAGAGGGCGCUGGAGAGAAUCCAAAGUGCCGAGGACUCUGCAGGGACUUUAAAGUGUACAGUGUAGCAGGGUAUCCAGGUGCUACAGGUCAGCAGUUCCCCUAGCACCCAGAUUGCUGGGUGGCCAGCAGCUUCCCCUGGCACCCCUACCAACUAUGAUUGGCUCCUGGCACCCAUGUUACCAGUGGUCCUGUCAUGACUCAAAUAUACUGCGGAGAUGUGUGAUUCUUUAUAUUAAACUUCUGCUGUUCACGUUA